Molecule: messenger RNA, 2707 nt
Organism: Exophiala xenobiotica
Lineage: Eukaryota; Fungi; Ascomycota; Eurotiomycetes; Chaetothyriales; Herpotrichiellaceae
Exons: 3
Coding region: 44-2353 (769 amino acids)
Cellular component (GO): nucleus
Molecular function (GO): DNA-binding transcription factor activity, RNA polymerase II-specific; zinc ion binding
Source: RefSeq, a predicted model, not a curated record
CACGGCCACACCUUCAAUUCGGCUCUUGUGAGCUCAUAAAGUCAUGGCUAGGAGUCUGAAUGGUCGCGAUCAAUCCAGCGACGAUCCGAUCUCCUCUUUUGCGCCCCCUGGUACCUCCCAUUUCGACUCAAAUGCAUUCUCCUUCCCCAUCGACACCCAGCUGGCCAUGAACCCGAAUUAUGGCAUGUCUUCAUAUCCACGAGACCUCGGCGAUCCCACAGCAUCCAUCAACCACCCUGCGACAGACCAUCUCGGCGGUAUAACUGCGGCUUCGAAUGGCACGGUGUCUGGCGCAGGCGCAGAUGCCUCCAUGGCCCCUCCUCAGACUCCAAACCAAGCAUCCUUCAUACCUGCGCGCGACAGUGUGGACGAAUCGUCAGAGCAUAUGGCUAACACUGGCGAUAAGAGGAAAAGAUCAAAGACUUCGCGUGCGUGUGAUGAGUGUAGGAGAAAGAAGGUCCGUUGCGAUGCUCCAGUGGAGGCUGAUGGCACGCCGAAAACUUGCACAAACUGCCAAAAGGCUGGUGUGAUUUGUGAAUUUGAGCGCAAGCCUAUGAAGCGCGGUCCCUCCAAAGGUUAUAUCAAAGAACUGGCCGAACGCGUUCAGCAAGUCGAACACGUACAGAAGCAGGCGCUGCGACAGUCCUUGGACGGGAGCUCUAAUUUUGCUGGUUAUGCCGAAGCUUUCUCUCCCGAUGAGUCUACUCCCAGGCGUCAUUUCUCCUUUAACGACCCUCGCAAUCCGUUCGCACCGCUCGAAUUUCAGCGCGACAGAAUCCCAAGUACUGGCGCUUGGGGAAACAUCGCUCCUGGAUUGCGGCCGCGAGACGCUGGAAGUUUGGCAAUCGCUCCUGAUCAGUCCAUGCCUGGCCCCUCUUCACACCAGACGAACCAGGACGGUCUCAAAAUGUCAGAGAGUGUCAAACCUUUCUGGGCUGGACUUGAAUCUCCUCCACCCCAAAAACGACCACGACUUGAUGACCAAUAUGCGAAGCUUGAACCUUUCAACCUGAAUGAAGCUCACUUGAACAAAUACUAUCGGCAUGUGCACCCACUAUUCGCGCUCCUUCCAGAUGCUGAAGCAGUUUCGGGAAUAGUACAUCAGGCCUCUCCAGUAUUACAACACUCCUUCGCCGUUGCCAUCGCCUUGAUGGGCAAUUUCGAGAAUGGUAGCGCGACUAAUGGCAACCAUGCCGACACUACAUCCCAGUUUUCCAACUCGUCCGCUCAACCCCUCAAACACGAACUGCCCACCACUGCAUUCGAGGACUUCGAAGAACUGGCUAGCAACGUCGCGUCCGUCGCACAGCAAGGAGGCCCUGACACGAUUUCAGGACGUCUUCUAUGCGUCUGGACACUUAUACUGUUGGCCGCUGCAUGUGAUAGUGAUAUCAGCCAUGUACAGGGGUCAAUGACAACGAAAACCGACCUCAUCAACUCCAGCCUGCGGAUGAUCGACCAACUUCGAGCAACAGAAUCGACCACAUUUGUAGACAAUAUGGACCCAAGUCAGCUCAGCCAGAUUGUCCAACAAUCAUUCAACUGUGCCUGUCUGUUGUCCAAAUUGCAUGAUCUUGGCUUGGGGUCUGGCUUGCAAGAAUUAUCGGUAGCCGACAGGCAGAGCAAAGACACCAUGGUAGGAUAUGCUGAUAUUACCAAGGUACCUGCCGAAGCUGGAUUUCUCGCUCAUUCCUCCAACACUGUUGGCAUGGUGUCCUGCCUCCUUCACUUGGACCCUUACAGUCCUGUCGGCGCGCAAGUAAAACGCAUCCUUGCUUUCUCGCUCUUCGAAGAUACCCUGAAAAGAUACCCUCCCCUCACCCUGGACUCACCGAUCGUGCAUCAAACCAAGCUGUUCCUGGACUUGCUCAUGUCGCGCUAUCCAGAUAAUGAAUCCAGUCCUAUGCUUGUCCAGAUGAAGGCUACACAGUUAACCGAAUUUCUCACCAGCCAAUCGAUGACAGUAGCACCUUUCAACCCUCUGGACAUGCACUGCUGGUCAAUCGCUACCAUUACAUUCUGCGAAUUCGUCAUACACGCAAAGUCCGAGGUGUACACCAAGCCGGCAGUUGAGAACCUGAGUCGCUUGAAGGCGGCCCUUCAGAACAGAUCGGAAGCGUUCCACAACACUUACGGCUUUAGUUGGUUCUGGUCCGAGGCAAAAGCUGCAGCCGACGAAUAUCGGAUGUCACACUGGGCUGAUUGUUUGCUCAAUAUGAUUGACGAUGUGGGUGGGAGAUCGAUGCCAUUAUCAGAAGGGGCUGGUGAUAAUGCAGCAGUCCUGCCCAAUUUGUCUCUGUUGUUGGCUCAGGGAUGGUUCCGCGUGCUCUACCAUUACCGAUGGAAGGAUUGAGUAUCGUGUACCUUGCAACGUUCGGAUGGUGUCGACUAGACAAAAGAGAUAGUCGGCUGGAAACAAGUCUUGUUUCGCGUCGACGCGCCGACAAAACCAAAACGACGAGAGGGAUGAGUUAUGAAUUCUGAUGAACCAUGGAUGCAAAGAAGAGACAAGCUGUCAUUUGGGGCUGAUGGUUUGCAUACUUGUAUUAUAGGAGACCAGCGUGGUGUAUACAGAGCGGAACGUCGCCUAUUGACAGAGAGUCAAGGUGCCUGACCUCAAUGGAGAAGGAUCGUCUUUCUCUGUGCUCCCCAGGCUGUGUAUUUAUGACAGAAAGUUUCUCGAUCUCCUCUUUUCCGUGUGUGUCUC